AUGGGGGAUCCGCCUCAAUCAUCUACUAAUAGGACUCGCUCUUAUGCUGAUCAGUUGAAAGGAAAACAACAACUUCCAACAACUUCUAUUGAUCUCAAAACCUUGCCAACACCAACGUCAAAAGAAGGAAAGCCUGCUGUUGUUUUGCCUGAGGAGUUUUAUUUAGAAGGUUGUGAUAUUUGGAAAUUCAGUCUCAUAGGUCGUUUAGAUCUUAAAGGGAUCACCUUUCAAGAGGUGAAAAACGAUUUGUUAAAUCAAUGGAAGUUAAGCCAAGAUGCUGUUCAAUUAAUUCCUAUGAGUAGAGGUUUCUUUACCAUCAAGUUACGCACGCAAUCAGCCAAAGAUACGAUUUUGAAUGCUGAAGCUUGGUUUUUUAGAAACCAAAAGUUAAACCUAAUUGAGUGGUUUCCUGGUUUUGAUGCUGAGAAGCAACGCACAUCUCAUGCUUCGGUGUGGGUUACUUUUCCAGGGUUACCAUUGGAGUUUUGGACAGAAAAAACGUUAUUGUCUCUUGCAAAAUCGUUAGGAACUCCUAUUGUGGUUGAUAGAAGAACUCUUGAACAUGAAUAUGGACACUUUGCUUCAGUUUUUGUGGAUAUUGAUUUUUCUGAAGCGGCUACUGAUGCUAUACAUAUCACGGUGGGGGGUUUGGAUUUUUGGCAAGCUGUUGCGAUCCAAAAAAUUCCAAAAUAUUGUUCCAAGUGCAAGUUAAUUGGUCAUAAUGAUAAGGAGUGUAGAAAACAUUCCAAGGAAACUUCUGAGCGUCACCCUUUGGUUACCAAUCAAUCUCACGAAACUGGUGAAGCGCAACCUGUGAGGAAUAACAAGGUUGGUGGUGAAUGGCAAGUUGCUAGGCGUAAGAAAAAAGGAAAAAAGAAGGAUACAAACAGCUUGGAGGUUAUUCAUGAUGAUGAAGAGACUUUUGUUGGGGACGUGGUUGAUGAGGAGUUUGCUGCUAAGCUGGUGAAAGCUAAGCAGUUGGAGGCUGUUAUGUCACAAGCCAAAGCUGAUUUUGAAUCUGUCUAUGUUGAAUUGGCGAGAACUAAACAAGCAUAG
Messenger RNA from Papaver somniferum (opium poppy), 1056 nucleotides. RefSeq lists its product as uncharacterized. Lineage: Eukaryota; Viridiplantae; Streptophyta; Magnoliopsida; Ranunculales; Papaveraceae. The record is from RefSeq and is a predicted model, not a curated record. The transcript has a single exon. The coding region runs from base 1 to 1056 and encodes 351 amino acids.